CCUCAUCGAGGUUCCCCCCUCUCUGCUCCGCAUCGUCGCGCCGCGAACUGGAUGUUUUGGUAAAAAAAUACGGUAUCGAAAAGGGACGUGAACACGUUUUACACAUGACGCCCGGAGCGAGCGGGGCCUAAAGCGGCGCGGCGGCGGGAAGAGGCGCGUGUGCGGCGACGGUUUCCGCUCAACUCGACAUCUCGUAUUCCUCCGCAUGUCCGCUUUCUUCGUAGAUGGUCUCCAGCGAGCGUGUGUCUGGCGGAGGACGACGAGUCCUCGACGAAUAACAUGAAGGAGAUGAUUGGGGGUUGCUGCGUGUGCUCCGACGAGCGAGGCUGGGCUGAAAACCCGCUGGUGUACUGCGACGGACACGGCUGCAACGUAGCCGUGCACCAAGCUUGCUAUGGCAUUGUACAGGUACCCACUGGUCCUUGGUUCUGUAGAAAGUGUGAAUCUCAAGAGAGAGCUGCCCGUGUGAGAUGUGAGCUGUGUCCCCACAAAGAUGGAGCACUGAAGAGGACAGACAACGGAGGGUGGGCCCACGUAGUUUGUGCCCUUUACAUACCUGAGGUUGAGUUUGCGAAUGUGUCAACUAUGGAGCCUAUAGUUCUCCAGUCUGUGCCACAGGAGCGCUACAACAAGACAUGUUAUAUCUGUGAGGACCAGGGCAGAGAGAGUAAAGCAGCCACUGGAGCCUGUAUGACCUGCAACAAACAUGGCUGCAGACAGGCCUUCCAUGUCACAUGUGCCCAGUUUGCAGGGCUUUUAUGUGAGGAACAAGGAUCUGAUGCAGACAACGUCAAGUACUGUGGAUACUGCAAAUACCACCACAGCAAAUUGCGAAGGAGCAGGGGCCGGGGUAGUAUGUCUCAAUGCUUAAGUGACUCUUCCUCUGAGUGUAUGGAUAGACCCCGAGAGAAGGACAAGAAGAAACACAAGGAGCGAGAUAGGCACAAACCAAAACACAAGAAGGCCCCCAUGGACAUGUCUCCAUCCCUCGUCCUUCCAAAUAUCAUGGUCCCAGACAAGACCUUCAACAGCAGCAGCUCAGGGGUAGGCGUGCCCUCCCUGUCAGCCGCGCAGAAGCGGCUCGAUGACAGCACUGCUCGUUUCACCAACGCCAACUUUCAGGAAGUGUCUGCCGUGCUCUCCAGCGGCGGCUCCAAAGAUGGCCUGGCUGCAGAGACUGGGAAAACGGCGGCUGAGGUAAAGAGUAAGAAGAACAGCGGUGGGAGUCACACGGUGGGACAGAGGGGCGGCCGCAAGUCUCUCACCUCCUCAGGGAAACCCCUUCCCUCCGCCGUGGUCACCAUGGCAACUUCCUCCACAUCUGCCUCUGCUUCCACUGGGCCUUUCCACCAAGGCCUCCUGUUGACUAGUGCCAGCAAGACCCCUUCUGCCCCUUCCUCCUCAGACUUCCUGAGUUUCUCUGACUCAUCCUUGCGUUCCGGGGGUGGAACUACCUUUUCCUCGCCACCAUCGUUCAGCAGUUGCCUUGUGAAGCCGAGCUCGGAAAGUGGAACUUCAGAGGGAACUACGCCACUUUUUGGUUCUCUUGUGUCAGCUACUACAGCUUCUGCAGUGGGUGGGAAGCUGUAUGAGAAUUCCCACAGCCACACUGCAAGCGAGACGACAAGCCUCAGUGGGUCCACUGGAUAUAAACGGCCCCUGCCCUCUGGUCCGGGGCCAGGCAUCGGCGGAGCAGUGACGGGAGGAGGGGAAGAUGGGGUGAAGAAGAAAAAGAAGGGCAACUGGCGAAACAGAUUUGGACCUUGCUUCACUACGGAUGUGAAGCCCUCAGAGCCAGCUCCCUCCCUGACUCUACCUACCUCCUCCACAGCCAACACCUCCACCUCCUCCCCCUCGCCCUCUUCAUCCUCGGCGCUCUCAGGCCGGCCGGGCUUAGUCUCCACCAGUGGAUUAGGAGUGGGAGUCGGAGGAGGUGCAGGAGGAGGUGCAGGAGAGAGGGGGCUUGGGGUCAUGGGUGUCAGCGGUGGGAUUCAAAAGUCCCCGUCACUCCUCAGGAAUGGGAGUCUGCAAAGCAGCAGCAGCUCCACAAGCACUGGGCCAGGUGUUUUCUCUGGUGCUGAUGGGUCAUCGACGGGGACAGGGGCGCUCACCGUGGGCGUGUCCAGCUCAGAGUUGUCCCAGCAACAGCAGCCCACGCCCUCUCUUCCCCCUCCCUCUCCAUUCACUGCCACCGCUCCGCUAACCAGCACAGCCUCCCCACACGUGAGCGGUAUGCAGGGGUCCGUCUUCAACCUUGCUCCCUCCCACAUGUUUGGCAACAGGCUGAACCCCAACUCGGCCAUGGCAGCGCUCAUCGCCCAGUCUGAGGCCUCACCAGCAGGUAUGCAAACCUAUUUGUGUGUGUACGUGCUUGUCACAAAACUAUGCAUGUGUUUCAGAGAGAAGGAGAGGGAGAUAAUGGAUAGGUCACGCCCCUUGGUCCCUAGGAGAGGUCAAGGGUCAGCACUCGUGAUAUUUUCUAACUCCACCCGCACGGCUCCGGUUACACACAUCGAUCGUUCCACUCUGUCUCACCCUUACUCUCUGGGCGGGGGGGAGGCGGGUGGGGAGACGCCGCUCCCAGUGGCCACCAGCAUAGAGCAGCUCCUGGAGCGGCAGUGGAACGAAGGGCAGAGCUUCCUGCUGCAGCAGGGAGGGCAAGGAGACGUGGUGGGGAUGUUGAAGUCGCUCCACCAGCUUCAGGAGGAGAACCGGAGGUUGGAGGAGCAGAUCAAAACUCUGACUAUGAAGAAAGAGAGACUGCAGCUUCUCAGCGCUCAGCUAUCAGUGCCUUUCACUCCCACCACAGCCUGCUCUGAUAUGAAAGGAGCCCAGCUUGGAGGCACCGACUCAUCACUACCUGUUGCUGCUCAGGACAGUACGUCUUGUGGAGGCCACAGCAGUAGUGGCUCCACCUCCUCCCUCUCCACGCCUCCCUCCGUCUCCCAGAGCCCGCCCCAGCCUCAGCUCAAUGGAGUCUCUGCUGUGGGGGCAAACCCGGCCGGGCAUGGCGGAGUAGCGGGGCUGAUGGGUGCACUCGGCACAGGCAGCGCUCUGGGCAUUGGGGGAAUCGUCGGGGCGCUGAACGGGGUCAUUCAGACACAGGCGGGCACCGGCAGUCCUCACCAGCACACAAGUGGAGCAGCUACGGGCAUCACGUUGCCGAUCAAUAACAAUGCUGCACAGCUCGGUCUGUUGUCGGAGCAUCACAGACUCCUCCUCCAGCAGCAUCAUCUCCAGCAGCUGCUGUCCUCGCAGCCUUCAGCGGAGCAGCAGCAGGUGCUGCUCUACCAACUGAUGCAGCAGCAGCAGGAACUCCAGCAGCUGCAGACCUUCUCCUCCUCUACGCAGAUUCCCUCCAUGCCGCUCUCCUCCGCUCAGGUUCCCAUCAACAACCUACUGCACGGCGGCCAGAACCAGAGCCAAGGCGCCAUCACGUCCAACCCCUUCCUGGCGAUGCAGCACGCACACACUGACACGCACGCUUCGGGGAUGCAGAAGCCGCGGCUCGCUGAAAAAGCCGUGGGCAUUGCAGGGCAGGAAAAGACAUGACGGCAGAUGUUCUGUCAUUUUUUUCUUUUAAACAAAUAUGCAGAGUUUUUUGGGGGGGGGAUAAGCCUGUUGGUCAACUUUGUUUUUCGGUGACAAGGACACUGGCAGAAAAUUCUGCUACUGGGUAGAUAAUUCUUUAGAACAGUCUGUGCUAACAAGUUAACACACACUGUGGUGAUUGAUUACAGAAGACAAAAGCAAGAAUUGCUUCUUUGUUUUUGUCUUUUUCCAUCACCAACUCAUUCUUUUUGCAACUUUGGUCAGGUUUUUACACAUAGAUUUUGUGUAAUUUUGUUUUAUUUAUUUCCAUCCAGUCUUAGAUUUCUUAGUUCGUAGCUGUAGCGCUGCUUCAGGUUCUUAUUUUCACUGCUGUGAUGAUGAUUUUCAUUUGAUAUCACUGAUAGCUAGUUUGUGUUAUAAGUGUGACCAGAGCACAGGGUGAUUUUUGUUCUCUCCUCAACAGGUGAGGUGUGGGAUGUGCUUCCACGGAACAUUUCCUUGAAUUAUUUCUCUUAACAUUUUCUUCACUUUUCGUUGUUUCUUUCUCUCGUUUCUCCCGUGUGGUGUCACUACUAUUUCACUCUCAGGGGCCUCAGCUCACCAGAGUCGUGCACUCAGCACACAAGCUAGCACACACAGAACUACAAAUAUACGAAAAGAAAGAAAGCAGAAAUACAUUAAUAUUUCAAACAAAAAAAAAACUACAAGUUCCUACUACAAAGACUUAACAGUAGCAGGUGAAUGUUUGACAUCUGUCUCACAGCAAGUCCCUUGGGGAAUAUUUGGUGAAAGGCUCCUGGGGGAAAAAAGAAAAGAAAUCCUAUAUGUUCUUGCCACUGCCUCUCUCUCCCCGUGGGUCUCCCUCCGUCUGUGUAGAUCCAUUAAUGUCAGUGAGCCAAGUCUUGUAUGGUCACCACAGAAGCCUUGCUUUACACUGUCUCCUCUCUGGCCCAGAAACAGGGGGCUCACUCAGGGAAUUGAAAUGGAAGAAAAGAGAAAUAUAGCAAGUUGAAUGUUCAAGAGGGAUGCAUCAAUCCACACAGCACACGCUUGCAAAGAAACGAUCGAGUUUGUUGUCAGCACAUGGAGAGUCGUCACAUUUCAUCCCCCUGAUUGAGCCCCCCGCUGCACCUACCUCUCAAGCAGAACCAGCCUAUCAGGACCUAAAAUAUGAGGCCGACGUCAGCGGCCGCCUCACGACCCCUCAGCAGUCAGGACUGGCCAUUCAGGGUCAAAGCCCAAGUGCCUGAGGCCAAGGCGGGAGUUAUUUCCCCCCUUUUUUCUUUUUUACCUAUUUCCCUGUCACUCAGCCCAAAUCUUCAAAAACCCUGUCCGAUUAAGCUGCGUAGCUUCGCAACAGAUGACAGAAACACUCUUUUUAAUGAAACCAGGAACGAUGAUGAUUCUGCUGCAUUCUCUUCUAUCAAAGCCAACUUGAAUUGUGCUUUUUAUUUAUUUGGAGUUUGUUUGUGUAAUGGGCGUAAGAUGAAAUAUUUUAAAAGCCCGCUGGUGUUGCAGUUAAACAUCAUUUUGUACUACUGUGUAAAGUUUUGUCUUCUGUUUGUUAUUUUCUUCGUACAGUCAGAUGUUGCUGUAAACUCUUUUUAAUGAUUCUUCUGUGUCUUGUGUUUGAAAGCUAGAAGUUACUUGAUAGCUGGCUGAUAGGGACGAGGGGGUGUGGUUGUACAGAGCGGUUUGUUUGGGUGGGAUCGGUGGGUGGAAACGUGUCAGGGGACAUUCAGUGGCACAGUUUUUACCUCGUUAAGUGUACAUAGAACCUUUCUCAUUGGCCGUUGAUGUGUACAUAUGUGAUUGUGAUUGGCCGCGCUGGUGUGAAGGAAAGCCAAUGAAGCCUCAGUUUGUGUGUGUAGAUCUUUAGGACCAGACAAAAAAAAAAUAAGGUUGGCAGUGACUGGACACACAAAGUAUUAAUUUAUUUUUAUAUGUGCAGGGACAUUAUGUUUGUUUUUGUUUUUUUUGCACCAUUUUAUUGAUGAGAAAUUCAUUUUAUAUGCUGGGCACCGUGUUUUCAUCUGUGCACAUAUUUGUUUUGAUCAGUUUUGUACAAAUGAAAGAUAAAAAAAUAAAAAUCGGAGGGGGGGAGGGGUGACAUUGUAUUUCAAAAUACCAAAAUAAACACUCUGGAUAAAGUAACAGAAAAGCUCCAAUU
Molecule: messenger RNA, 5722 nt
Organism: Platichthys flesus (European flounder)
Lineage: Eukaryota; Metazoa; Chordata; Actinopteri; Pleuronectiformes; Pleuronectidae
Gene: mllt10
Product: MLLT10 histone lysine methyltransferase DOT1L cofactor
Exons: 19
Coding region: 280-3552 (1090 amino acids)
Biological process (GO): regulation of transcription by RNA polymerase II
Cellular component (GO): nucleus
Molecular function (GO): histone binding; nucleosome binding
Source: RefSeq, a predicted model, not a curated record